Molecule: messenger RNA, 967 nt
Organism: Ziziphus jujuba (common jujube)
Lineage: Eukaryota; Viridiplantae; Streptophyta; Magnoliopsida; Rosales; Rhamnaceae
Product: reticulon-like protein B4
Exons: 5
Coding region: 127-876 (249 amino acids)
Source: RefSeq, a predicted model, not a curated record
AAAAUAUUGCAGGUUAAAAAAGAUAUUACAACUUUUGUAUCAUUCUGUUAUUAUGUGAAAAAUAUAUAUAUAUAUAUAUAUAUAUAUUCAAGCAAUUCCUAAUUGAUUGGGGGAAGAAAAAAAAAAAUGCUGGAUCCAGUAGAUGUGGAUAUUGCUGAUGCUGAUUUUCUCAGUGAUAGAGGUGAAGAUCUUCAUACUGAUGAUGAUUCUGAUUCUGAUAUUGAUAAUUACUGUCAUCAGUUUACUUGCAAGAAUCGCUUAUUUGGCCGCCAGAAGCCUCUCCAUUUGGUCCUUGGCCGUGGAAGAUGUGCUGACAUUAUAUUAUGGCGGAAUAAGGAAAAAUCAGCAUGCAUACUUGCCGGUGCAACAGUUAUAUGGCUUCUCUUUGAGAAGAUAGAUUAUCACUUGCUUACAUUUGUUUGCCAUUUUCUAUUACUCGUCUUGGUUCCACUGUUCUUGUGGUUCAGUGUAGCCUCUUUUACUCAUAUAUCGCCACCAGAAGUUCCCGAAAUUAUUAUACCACGGGACUUAUUUGUGGCUAUUGCUCUCCAGAUGAGGAUUGAAUAUAUUGGAGCAUUAAGAAUUUUAGGUGAUGCAAGUUUUGGGACAGAUACUAAAAAAUUUUUCAAGGUGAUUGUGGCUUUGUGGGGUCUUUCUGUUCUUGGUAGUUGGUUCAAUUUUUUAACUCUCUUUUACCUGGCGACUGUGAUUGUGAUGGUAGUGCCAGUGCUGUAUGAGAAGUAUGAAGACACUGUCGAUACCUUUGCUGAGAAGGCACUAGUCGAGUUAAAGAUUCAAUAUAAAUUGUUGAAUGAAAAUGUUCUCCAGAAAAUCCCAAAAGCAAUAAUGUCUUACAAGAACAAGAAGCAGCACUAAUCAUGAUUUUGUAUCCUUCCAUAAGCCAUUCUCACCCAUUCUUGUGUCAAUUUCCCUAAUUUUUUUUUUUUUUUCUAAUUCUAGAUUGAAC